Molecule: messenger RNA, 1696 nt
Organism: Rhincodon typus (whale shark)
Lineage: Eukaryota; Metazoa; Chordata; Chondrichthyes; Orectolobiformes; Rhincodontidae
Product: annexin A5-like
Exons: 13
Coding region: 235-1209 (324 amino acids)
Biological process (GO): negative regulation of coagulation
Cellular component (GO): cytoplasm
Molecular function (GO): calcium-dependent phospholipid binding; calcium ion binding
Source: RefSeq, a predicted model, not a curated record
GUGGAAAAUGAGAUGCUGGAAGGAAAAGUUAUCAAAUCUUUCAGUGAAUAGAACUACAAUUCCCAGCGUUCUGAGCCCUUCAAGUUACAUUAUUUCUGCAGGCAGGGUGUGGUCUGCUGUGGUUGUAUGACUUGGAAAGUAUGAGCUCACACUUCCAGUGGUGUUCGAUUUGAGCUGUGUUUUUUCUUACAAACCUGGAAAAGUCUUUGCAAAGUUCGGCUACGUGACUGGAAAAUGGCAUCGAAAGGAAAGACUACAAGGGGAACUAUUAAGGACUAUCCAAAUUUUGAAGCAAAUCAUGAUGCCGAGAUGCUUAGAAAAGCAAUGAAAGGACUGGGUACUGAUGAAAGUGCUAUUGUUCACAUCCUAACGACUAGAAGUAGUGCCCAGCGUAUGAAAAUCAACCUUCAAUACAAGACUCUGUUUGGCAGGGAUCUCGUUGAGGAUCUAAAAUCUGAAUUGGGUGGCAAGUUUGAAAAGCUGAUUGUUGGCCUGAUGAAGACUCCUCUACAAUAUGAUGUUUCCGAAUUGCACAAUGCACUUAAGGGUGCGGGAACUGAUGAAAAGUGCUUGAUCGAAAUUCUUGCCUCAAGAACCAACGAGGAAAUUAGAGCAAUCAUUAAGGCUUACAAGGAAGAAUAUGGCAAAGAUUUGGAAGAAAGUAUUGUUAGUGACACGUCUGGUCAUUUCCAAAGGAUUUUGGUGAUUCUUCUCCAGGCCAAUAGAGAUGAGAGCACAGUGUAUGAUGAUGCAGUAGUGAAAAAAGAUGCACAGGAACUGUUUCAAGCUGGAGAAUUGAAAUGUGGCACUGAUGAAUCAACAUUCCUUACUAUCAUCGGGACCAAGAGUGUUCCUUACCUUCGGCAAGUUUUUUCUGAGUACAUGAGAAUCUCGGGCUAUCAGAUUGAAGAAAGCAUUUCUUCGGAGACAUCUGGAAAUCUGAGGUCUGCAUUGCUAGCAGUUGUGAAGUGUAUAAGAAGUGUUCCUGAGUAUUUUGCUACAACACUAUACAAUGCCAUGCAGGGAGCUGGUACAGAUGAUGAUACGCUUAUCAGGGUAAUGGUUUCAAGGAGUGAAGUCGAUUUGCUUGAAAUCUGUGAGAAGUUCUAUGCCAACUAUGGAAAGACUCUUUCCAGUAUGAUCAAGAGCGAUACCUCUGGUGAUUACAGGAAUGCCCUUCUAAGCAUGUGUGGUGGUGAAGAUGAAUAAUGACCCUUAUGAGUUAAUCAAUUUCACAUACAGAUUUGAGGCUUUGGCCUGUAUGAUUAAUUAACCAGAUAUUAUUGUAAUGCAAAUUGUUGUUUUUUUAGGAACUAAAGCAUGUAAAAGAAAUUAUUUUUUAACACUUCUGAAGGAGGAAUCUGAUAGCUCCUCUUUCUUUAUUUCUGAUUUAUAUAAUUAAUUGACCGCCAUGGUGCAAACCGUUGUCUUACAUGGCAGAAGACUGUCACAGAGAUGAUUAAUUCCUCUCUGUUUUCAAAGGCAUUCAUUCUAUUGCAUUUAUUCACUUUGCAAUGUGAGCUUGCUAUUUCCUAUAAUCAAGUAGUUAAGCAACUGCCAAUUUAACUGACUUAUUAUUGUCAUAGCAGUAUGUCUGUGAAAUAUAAUGAGUAACUUGAAACUAAAUGUAAAUGUCAUAACAUAGAAAUUGGAGCAUUUUGAGAUUAAAUAAGUACCAGAUGUUGUCUUUGCUUUA